UUUAUAAACAGUUAUUCGCUCAUUUCGGCGCUUAGGAUCCGUUUGGGCCCACAUUUCAGGGAAAGGAUCUCCGCUUAACACAAUUGUAGUGCACAUGCACUCCCUUGUGGCAAUGUCGCUAGCCCUGGUCGCGAUCCUCAUAUAAAGCGGUUUCUUCUACACCGACCCCAUGUACUGCGUGGAUCGGGCCUCGAAGGUGCCCUUGCCUCGUGAGCACCUCGAUGUGUGCCUCAAGUUCAGCAAGGCCGCCGGAUACGGCAACGAGCAAGGCUCGGUAGACUACCUGCACUCGUGGACGCCGAUCACCCUGUGGGCGCUGGUGGCCGUUUUCCUGCUCCCCCGCCUGGCCAUGGUCUGUACCCACACGCGCAAGGCUAAGGCGAUCUUCCUGGACGAGUUCGGCAACGCAAGGCCUCACUUUGACGUGUACCAGAAGCUAAAGAUUAACCUAGGAACCUUUGAUAAGCUGUACCUAAAGGCCAUCUGCAUCGACGCGUGGGCUAUCAUCGCGCAGUUGUUCGUUGUGCUUUCGAUUAAUCUCAUCCUGUUGCCCGGGAAGGUCAUUCCCAUCAUUAUGGACUUCCCCUGGCACCGCGACGUGGAUGGCUACACUGACCCCAUCUCCAUCGCCUUCCCGUCCUUCCUCUCGUGCAAGAUUACGCCCGACGCCCACCUGCAGGGUCUGCGCGGGAGCUACUACGGUUGUUUCCACAGCAUGGCCACCGUCUACCUGGGCCUGUUCUUCAUGAUAGCGAUCUUGACGGCGUCCCUCUUCGUCCUCACCUUCCUCCACCUGCUAUACUUGGUGCUAUAUCUCCCGUCCCCCUGCGGGCGCCGCCAUCUCGUCAACAGAGGCAGACUCCACGACGAAGUCAAUGACCUGCCCCUCCGGCUGGGCGACCUCCUCAUGCUGGAAUACGGUAAGCAUUACGUGAACGGCCACGAGUACAGUGAUAUCUUCAAAUUCUAUUCCAGCUCGCAGCUGAUCAACAGCAUUAACGAGUCGUCCUCAUCCGAAGAGGAUGAGCUCAACGACGUUGUUGUAAUAACGAAGCCGGUCGAGACCUACUCCGAAUCAUCGUAUGGCUUCGCCGGCAUCUUCACGAACAACCAGGUCAUUGUCGAUCCCGGAGUGGGGACUCGGGGCAACCUGACUCCCACCGAGGCAGUAUGUGAAAACGAAUUCAAAGAGAACCAGACUCUGACCACGCAUGGAAGCGAGAUCGAAGUUCAGGUUCCCACCGAGGCAGUAUGUGAAAACGAAUUCAAAGAGAACCAGACUCUGACCACGCAUGGAAGCGAGAUCGAAGUUCAGGUUCCCACCGAGGCAGUAUGUGAAAACGAAUUCAAAGAGAACCAGACUCUGACCACGCAUGGAAGCGAGAUCGAAGUUCAGGUUCCCACCGAAGAAAAGAAAGCGACCGACUCCACGACUGUCUGAAGCUCAGAAGAUCAGGAGGACGAUCACGUCCAGAUUCAGAACUGAUCAAUCUGUCAACUGAACCUAACUGAGACUCUGACCACGCAUGGAAGCGAGAUCGAAGUUCAGGUUCCCACCGAAGAAAAGAAAGCGACCGACUCCACGACUGUCUGAAGCUCAGAAGAUCAGGAGGACGAUCACGUCCAGAUUCAGAACUGAUCAGUCUGUCAACUGAACCUAACCCAUCUACUCUAAUGAUAAAGAUUAACUGAUACAUAUACAUACAUAUAUGUAUGUACACACACACACA
Messenger RNA from Penaeus chinensis, 1730 nucleotides. RefSeq lists its product as uncharacterized. NCBI's taxonomy places the organism in Eukaryota, Metazoa, Arthropoda, Malacostraca, Decapoda, Penaeidae. The transcript is spliced from 2 exons. The record is from RefSeq and is a predicted model, not a curated record. The coding region runs from base 170 to 1441 and encodes 423 amino acids.